CCACUUUCUCUCGUUUUCUCCCAUUUUCCUCUUCGGAUUUUCUCCCUAUCCAAACACAGGCUUUCUCUCUCUCGUCGACCAUUGGAUAAGAAAAAUGCUCGCUGUGUUUGAGAAGACGGUUGCGAAGUGCCCCGAGGAGCUGCAGAGCCCGCAUUCGGCUGAGCCGGUCUGCGCUUUGAAAGACGGGUUCCUGGCGAGUCACUUCGACUCGGUUCAUCCGAAUUCCGUCACCGUUAAUCUUGGAUCCUCCGGAAUCUUUGUUUACUCGCUCGCCAAGCAGAAUCCGCUUCUUCCGAGAUUGUUUGCGGUGGUGGACGACAUUUUCUGCCUCUUCCAAGGCCACAUUGAGAACCUUGCGUUUCUGAAGCAACAAUAUGGAUUGGGGAAAGCCACAAACGAGGCAAUCAUUGUGAUUGAAGCCUAUAGAUCGCUGCGUGACCGUGGCCCUUAUCCCGCCGAUAAGGUGGUCAGAGAUUUCCAGGGGAAGUUUGCUUUUAUCCUCUUUGAUGGAUCCAACAAGACUGUUUUUGUAGCUGCUGACGAGGAGGGGAGCGUGCCGUUCUUCUGGGGAAGUGAUGGUGAAGGACAUCUUGUGCUCUCUGAUGACUCCGAGAUUGCGAAGAAAGGCUGCGUCAAAUCUCAUGCACCCUUCCCAAAAGGUUGUUACUUCACAUCUUCCGGGGGAUUGACGAGCUAUGAGCACCCGAGGAACGAGCUGAAGGCGGUGCCGAGGGUGGACAGCUCGGGAGAGUUGUGUGGAGCAACGUUCAAGGUGGAUGCAGAGGCUAAGAAAGACAGGACUGGAAUGCCUAGAGUCGGGAGUUCACAGAACUGGUCCGGACACCUCUGAACUCAACCCACGACUUCCUUUAUCUGAUUCUACGCUUUUACUGAAGUGAGAACUUCUCAAACCCUUUGUGGAUUUUCUGCCCGGUUUCUCCAUCCUUUUGAUAUUCAUCAUAUUGGAUUCUUGUCUGUUGUCUUUUACCAUUACCAUCUGGGCUAAUAAUAGCUGCCUAGUGGAAACGAAGAUAUGCUAAUGAAAAUCCCCAAAGAAAAAAAAAAGAUCUUGGAAUCCUGAAAAUAAUUUCGGGGACAUACUUUGUAGUAGCAUUUAAUUAUAUAAAAUUAGUAUC
Molecule: messenger RNA, 1136 nt
Organism: Tarenaya hassleriana
Lineage: Eukaryota; Viridiplantae; Streptophyta; Magnoliopsida; Brassicales; Cleomaceae
Product: stem-specific protein TSJT1-like
Exons: 4
Coding region: 95-850 (251 amino acids)
Source: RefSeq, a predicted model, not a curated record